Molecule: messenger RNA, 492 nt
Organism: Exophiala xenobiotica
Lineage: Eukaryota; Fungi; Ascomycota; Eurotiomycetes; Chaetothyriales; Herpotrichiellaceae
Exons: 3
Coding region: 1-492 (163 amino acids)
Molecular function (GO): oxidoreductase activity, acting on paired donors, with incorporation or reduction of molecular oxygen
Source: RefSeq, a predicted model, not a curated record
AUGGGGAAGAGGCAGAUACAGCUGGCGUUCUUUGAAACUGCCUGUACGGGCAACUUUGUGUGCGCCGGGCAAUGGCGCUCGCCAGGAGAGAUAUCGUCCACGAAAGACCGGAUUGACUACUACAUGAAACUGGCUCAAUUGGCCGAACGAGGCAAAAUCCUCUGUGUCUUCUUUGCCGACUCAUAUGGCGGUAAGGAAGUGUAUGGCGGCUCACAAGCUCCCCUCUUAAAGGCCGGAACUCAGGUCGCUCAGUUGGAUCCUGUUACUCUCAUUUCGGCCUUGGGCAUGGUCACCAACUCUGUGUGCUUCGGGAUCACGGGUAGCACGAGUUACUUGAAACCGUACAUGCUGGCCCGAACUUGGAGCUCAUUGGAUCACCUUACCAACGGCCGUGUCGGUUGGAACGUGGUCACCAGCUACAGCAAAGAGGUUGCCUUCGCACUGGGUCUUACUGACGUCGUUGCCCGACGACAAGCGUUACGAGAUGGCUGA